AUGAUGGGGACGGAGAUGCAGGACGGUAGUACAGACGGUCAGCUUGAGUCGUCGUCGCGGUCGCCAGCGAGGAGUUUUCACAAAGGCGGCACGAGGUCUGGCUUGCUUGCCCAGCCGCCCACCAUGAAGCACAUCGUCGCCGUCGGCGUCUGCUACUUGGACACUAUCCUAGGCUUACGCGGCUCGGCUCGGGGUGUGGUGUUCAGUGUCCCGUACUUCCCGGAAGAAGACUCGAAACUUCGAGCGACCAGCUCGCAGGUCCGGCGUGGGGGCAACUGCGGCAACACGCUCGAGGUUCUCCAGCAGCUUCUGCAAGGCGGAGAAGCGAGUGGUGGUGGAGACAUCAGCAGUGGCAGCAGCAGCAAAACAGGUGCGGUUCAUACGCAACUGCAUCUACUGAGCCCGCUGCCAGACGCAUCGUCACCGGCCGCGGCACAAAUUCUCGGCUCAUUCGAGAGCGGCGGCGGCGGCGGCUGCUUCAUCGUGGGCUCGGAUCUAUGUCUGCAUCGCGUCGGCAUGACUCUGCCUGCUAGCAGCUAUAUCAUCCGCAGUGAAGCCACGGGGUCCAGGACCAUCGUCAGUCAGGUUCCGCUGGCCGAGAUGACCAAGGACGAGUUCGCCGGGGCAGUCGCCGCCUUUGCCACCUCUAACUCGGACGAGACCGCGCAAGACCAGUCAUGGUGGCACUUUGAGGGGCGGAUACCCGAAACGACGCUCUGGUGCAUCCGCCAUCUGCGGUGUGUGCUGCCGUCAGCCACCGUCAGUGUCGAGGUCGAGAAGCCGGGUAGGGAGGGACUGCCGGAACUCGCUGCAGAAGCCGACGUUGUGUUCUAUUCCAAGUCACCGCCCUGGAGGAGGAAGGGCGAUGGAGGGACAGAGUCUCGAGGAUAUCGCGGCCCUGAGCAGUGCCUUCGCGGCGAGGCGCGGUCGUCUCAUGCGUACGUCAACAGGAUUACUGCUAUCCCCCUCCCCUGUGCCGUGCCCACCAAUCCGACCUCGUCGUCACCCCCGGCGGGGAAGCGGCCAGCCGCUCCGCGGGGAGAGAGAGAGGGCGAGAGAGCCAAGAUUUGGCGGGCAUAUGGCGGUGUCGUUGACGCUCGAGGUGCCUUCUUGGUCACUAGGUCCCGCCUCUUCGUCACUUGGGGCGCCGAGGGGGCCUCUGCAUUCGCGACGCACGGCCGAGAUUACCACUGCUGCGCGGUGAAGGAUGUCGCAGCCGGCGACUACAGGGUAGUGGAUAACAUGGCGCCUGGCGCACCCCCCUCCCCCUGUGGGCGGGCGGGCGGCGACGCGGGCGGUGGCAGCACAAUCGGGGCCGGUGACACGUUCAUAGCGGGGGUCAUCUUUGACCUGUUUUGCAGGGACGGGGACGAGGGCCGGGACUUGCAGGACACGCUGCGAUUCGCUGUCGGGCUGGCGACUCGCAAGGUCCAGAUCGACGGCUUCGGGGGCCUGGGCGGCGGAGGACGAGCUGGGUGCGAGUGA
Molecule: messenger RNA, 1485 nt
Organism: Gaeumannomyces tritici R3-111a-1
Lineage: Eukaryota; Fungi; Ascomycota; Sordariomycetes; Magnaporthales; Magnaporthaceae
Exons: 7
Coding region: 1-1485 (494 amino acids)
Molecular function (GO): kinase activity
Source: RefSeq, a predicted model, not a curated record